UAAAUCUUCUUCUCCGAUCAAUUAAAUUCCGAAUCUUUGUUUCUUUCAAGCCCUAAUUCGGUCGGCGGCGGAAGAAAUCAGAAAUGGGAGCGAGCAGCGAUCCGAACCAGCAAGAUGGCUCCGACGAACAGCAGAGACGCUCCGAGAUCUACACCUACGAGGCUCCAUGGCACAUAUACGCUAUGAAUUGGAGUGUUCGCAAGGAUAAGAAGUACCGUCUCGCCAUCGCUAGCUUGCUUGAGCAGUACCCGAACCGAGUUGAGAUUGUGCAGCUUGAUGACUCCAAUGGUGAGAUUCGGUCCGACCCGAAACUCUCAUUUGAGCACCCCUAUCCGCCUACUAAAGUUAUCUUCAUACCUGAUAAGGAGUGCCAGAAGCCGGACCUUAUCGCUACAUCCAGUGAUUAUCUUCGGAUUUGGCGGGUCGCUAGUGAUAAUAGUCGGGUUGAAAUCAAGAGCCUACUUAAUAACAACCGGAACAGUGAGUUUUCCGGCCCGUUAACCUCAUUUGACUGGAAUGAAGCUGAGCCGAGGCGAAUUGGUACGUCGAGCAUCGAUACUACCUGCACUAUAUGGGAUAUUGAGAGGGAGACUGUGGAUACCCAGCUAAUUGCUCAUGACAAGGAGGUUUACGAUAUUGCUUGGGGUGGUGUUGGAGUUUUUGCUUCUGUUUCAGCUGAUGGCUCCGUUAGGGUUUUUGAUCUUCGUGAUAAGGAGCAUUCUACGAUAAUCUAUGAGAGUUCCGAGCCGGAUACCCCUCUUGUACGCCUUGGAUGGAACAAGCAGGAUCCUAGGUACAUGGCCACCAUAAUAAUGGACAGUGCAAAGGUUGUAGUUUUGGACAUUCGUUUCCCUACACUUCCCGUGGUGGAACUACAGAGGCACCAGGCUAGUGUGAAUGCCAUUGCCUGGGCUCCUCACAGCUCUUGCCACAUUUGUACUGCUGGCGACGACUCCCAGGCGCUUAUUUGGGAUCUCUCUUCUAUGGGUCAGCCAAUAGAAGGUGGAUUGGAUCCAAUUCUGGCUUAUACUGCAGGUGCGGAAAUCGAGCAGCUUCAGUGGUCCUCAUCCCAGCCUGAUUGGGUUGCCAUUGCCUUCUCCAACAAGCUUCAGAUUCUAAGGGUGUGAAUUAGCUAUUCUCGCUCGCACUUCAAGCAGCUGCCCAAUGAAUCAGAACAUGCGAUACAAUGGAAUAAAGCAGAUUCAGAAAUGGUUUGGUAUCUUAUGAUGUGCUGGAUUAAUGUGGGAGGUAAUGUUAGUCAGAAGAAGUGGUGGAGAACACCCCAGCAUGCAUAUGGUGGACUGUGUGGAAGAAAAUGAAGGUUAGGUGUUUUGAAGAUUGAAGCAGUUCCAUCCAGAGAAUGAAAAUGAAUUGUAUUUUGUUAUUUUAACUUUGAUGUGAAGAAAACAGUGGUGAGGAAACUAAAACUCUUAUUAGAAUUAUUAGGAUUCUUGUAAGAGAACAAGGCCACACUUCUGCUUUCAUUUGUAAUUAUAAAUAUGACUCCAACACAGCCUUUGUGCUGAUGGUUAGUA
This is a messenger RNA of Solanum dulcamara, 1535 nucleotides long. RefSeq names its product WD repeat-containing protein LWD1. Gene Ontology annotation, cellular component: nucleus. The record is from RefSeq and is a predicted model, not a curated record. Gene Ontology annotation, molecular function: protein binding. Lineage: Eukaryota; Viridiplantae; Streptophyta; Magnoliopsida; Solanales; Solanaceae. The transcript is spliced from 2 exons. Bases 84 to 1127 code for a protein of 347 amino acids.